AUGUCAUUUCACCAACAGUUCUUUACCUUGAAUAAUGGAAAUAAAAUCCCCGCAAUCGCCAUCAUUGGGACAGGUACUAGAUGGUAUAAAAACGAAGAAACGGAUGCUACCUUUUCGAACAGUUUGGUCGAACAGAUUGUUUAUGCUCUGAAGUUACCUGGCAUUAUUCACAUUGAUGCUGCUGAGAUCUACAGAACAUAUCCAGAAGUUGGGAAGGCACUUAGCCUCACCGAAAAACCAAGAAAUGCAAUAUUCUUGACAGACAAGUACUCACCUCAAAUCAAGAUGUCAGAUUCCCCAGCGGAUGGACUAGAUUUAGCUUUGAAGAAGAUGGGCACUGACUAUGUCGAUCUAUACCUUUUGCAUAGCCCAUUUGUUUCCAAAGAGGUCAACGGGUUAAGUUUGGAGGAAGCCUGGAAGGACAUGGAGCAAUUGUACAAAUCAGGUAAAGCUAAAAAUAUCGGUGUUUCCAACUUUGCUGUGGAAGACUUGCAAAGAAUUCUGAAAGUUGCGGAAGUCAAGCCCCAAGUUAAUCAAAUUGAGUUCAGUCCCUUCUUGCAGAAUCAAACACCAGGGAUCUACAAAUUUUGCCAAGAACAUGAUAUAUUGGUAGAAGCAUACUCGCCACUAGGUCCCUUACAAAAGAAAACAGCACAAGAUGACUCUCAACCGUUUUUCGAAUACGUGAAAGAGUUAUCCGAGAAAUAUAUCAAAUCUGAAGCCCAAAUUAUCCUACGUUGGGUGACCAAACGUGGCGUGUUGCCUGUAACCACCUCUUCCAAACCUCAAAGAAUUUCUGACGCGCAAAAUUUAUUCUCUUUCGACUUGACGGCUGAGGAAGUCGAUAAGAUAACGGAGUUGGGCUUGGAACAUGAACCGCUAAGAUUGUAUUGGAAUAAAUUGUACGGUAAAUACAACUACGCUGCUCAAAAAGUAUAA
Saccharomyces cerevisiae S288C is the source of this 939-nucleotide messenger RNA. RefSeq names its product aldo-keto reductase superfamily protein (gene YDL124W). NCBI's taxonomy places the organism in Eukaryota, Fungi, Ascomycota, Saccharomycetes, Saccharomycetales, Saccharomycetaceae. Gene Ontology annotation, molecular function: oxidoreductase activity, acting on NAD(P)H as acceptor; alcohol dehydrogenase [NAD(P)+] activity; oxidoreductase activity. Gene Ontology annotation, cellular component: nucleus; cytoplasm. The transcript has a single exon. Bases 1 to 939 code for a protein of 312 amino acids. The record is from RefSeq and is marked reviewed.